AUGACCCCGAUGAUGCGUCCUCUCCUUGUGACGUUGCUGUUGUCACUGUCCUGCACGGCCGUCUGUUCAUCGAGCAGCGAUGGUGGACCGAACAGUCCGAUCUUCAAUCUGGACAACACCGCGCUCGAGAAGAACCUGGCGGCUAUUUUCAACAAAGUGGCGCACAGUUCAGCGACCACGAAAAGAAGCGUGCCCGCUUAUGACGCCCAAGUGUCAGCGAGUACAACCCUGUCCACGGUGCCCUCGUCCCUUACCACAACCACCACCACCACCACCACAACCACCAGUACAACGGCGAGCCCGUCAGUGCCGCCGAUCAGGUAUCCUGUUCCUAGAGCGACCAUGGCGCCAGCCUUUCGCGAGUUACCCUCUUACGCGCCCCCGUCCCGUGCCCUCUUCACCCCACCAUUACCCCCAGAAUAUUUGCAUCCGUUCGCGAACAAGCCAACCCUACGAGGAACGAACUCGGACGCUCAUUCGGGCCUGAAGCGACCAGUACCGCCACCUAGCGGUACUCCGGCUCACGAAAGAAUACCAAUCAGGCCUCCAGACCUACAGGGUCCGUCCCAAAUACCAGAGAGACACUCGCACUCGAGGAACAAGCAACCAUUGCUCAACACACCCAGCAAAGAGCAGAACGUGGUUGAGCCAAGCAGCGAGCUGGACAGAAGGAACAACACGAACGAGUUUCUCCACUCGCAUCACUAUCCAGGCAUAUCGAGAAUACUCUCGGGUAGCAACGGUCGCAAGCAAGAAGUCCCCGAUAUUCUUCUGAAACCGCUGGCCACGAAAAGCCCACAGCAGAACGUCCCAUUGGUGCCUACCACCGAGAAGAUGACCACCCCAGUGGCCAGCACAACGGCCAGACCGUCCAGCACUCUGGACUCCUCGAAGUCCGUCACCCAACCGACGAUCUUCAAUCUACCAAACACAAGGCGGCACAACGACGACGGUUACCACGGGCUUAGGAACGAGAACGGGUAUAAAACCGAGACGAUCGAGAUCGUCGACACCGAGAGGCUACCGUAUCCCCAGCCCCAACCACCAGCCCCACUGCCACCGAAGAGGCCCAAUGAGAGCAACGAUCGUACGGUGCCGCAAUUCGACAAGCAUCAUCCCCUAGAGUCCACAUGGAGGAUCGCCUGGUCUCUGCACGUCUACGUAGCCGCGAUCAUGUUCACCCUGAUGGCACUCUACUCGAUCUACAAGAUCGUGCGUUUCAACGAGGCAACGAAUCUGCUCACCCAGUCGUACUUCCUAGCUGUUCAUCUGUUGCUUACCACCGUCUGCACGCUGAGAUGCUUUCAUCUGUUCUACGACGCGUACAAUCUCGGCCAUUCGUUGCCCGAGCCGUUGUCGCGGGUUCUGAUGUAUCUACCCGGCCCGUUAUUGUCCGCCGCGUUUGCUACCCUUGUCCUCUAUCUGGCACGUUGCUCGGAAGCCCCACCGUUGAACAAUCGGUUCCUAUCACCUGCUUCGUUGGUGCUAUCCUCCACGGUGAACAUGGUGCUAUGCGUCUCGUUGCACGUCUCCACCCACGUGCUCGGUUAUCAGGACGAGGCGAAGAUACUUCCGUUGAUCUGUCAGUGUAUCUACAUCAUCGUGUGCGUCACAUUGGGUCUUGGGUACAUGUACGUGUAUCGUGUGAUACGCUCGCAGAUCCACGUGACCAGCAACAAAGCAGCAGGCGCGAAUCACAUGGUUGGUGCCGAUCCAACAACCGUGGCGCUCAGCACAGCGAUCACCACCAGUAUCGCCACCGCGGUGUUCUUCAUACUGAUGGGUUUCGUUCAGCUGUACGGGAUCUUCGGGAACGUACAGGAACGACCGUUGUCCUAUCCAUGGCUAUGGUGGGGUUGGCAGUUCGCUGUCAGGCUCCUGGAACUUGCUGUAUGCGGCCUCCUCGCCUGGGUGGCAAGCCUGUCGCAGUUCCCUCUAAGGGAGAAACAACUGCAACAACACACCGUGCACUCGGGAUUCGCGUUGUUCCCAUGUGGCAGCUCCACGUCCACCGAGAACAUGGACGACGUUCUCUAUCCGGCUAUUUGCAGCACCAACCAGGCGAUCCAGAAUUACACGAUGAGAACCGGGAAACAGGUUUACGACGAUAGCUUCCCGCUGAACACGCUACCCGAGCAUUUGAACAUAUCAGGUACCUUCGAGAGACAUUCCAUUCGCAAGUCAGGCACCAUGGGCCAUUUCCCGCACGAAGGUCGCGGCUCGUUAAACCGGCACGGUAAUGGUAUACAAACGUUGAGGAACUCGGAGUCCCGCGGCAGGCACACGCCGGUUCAGGGUAUGCACGAGCAGACUCCGACCACGGGCUCGACGAUGCUGGUCGCCGAAGACGGGUUCGUGAGGUUCCGCAGCCUCGGAGCGGAAGAGGACGAGCUGUCCGACACGCCUAGUAUGGUCGGCACCCACGGGCGCGGCAGCUCGCUAGCCGGCAGCGUGCGAUUCAACGCGCGACACCCGACGUUGCAGCAUCAGCAUACCCAUCCGCAUCCGCAUCAACACUCGUUGCAGCAUCCACACCCGAGUCAGCAUCAGGUGCCGCCUCACCAUCAGCUGUACAACAACACGUAAAGUCGGGCGGCCCCGUCGCCCAGGAUAGCGUUUGUUGUUCCGCCGUUGACCUGAUGCUCGUGUCUCACGAUCGUCAACGAAAUAAAUAGGAUGUUCCAGGCUGUCGCGACCUACGGUCU
Molecule: messenger RNA, 2705 nt
Organism: Dufourea novaeangliae
Lineage: Eukaryota; Metazoa; Arthropoda; Insecta; Hymenoptera; Halictidae
Exons: 3
Coding region: 1-2586 (861 amino acids)
Source: RefSeq, a predicted model, not a curated record